Malurus melanocephalus (red-backed fairy wren) is the source of this 5460-nucleotide messenger RNA. Its product is annotated as membrane primary amine oxidase-like. The transcript is spliced from 4 exons. The record is from RefSeq and is a predicted model, not a curated record. The coding region runs from base 137 to 2422 and encodes 761 amino acids. Gene Ontology annotation, biological process: amine metabolic process. Lineage: Eukaryota; Metazoa; Chordata; Aves; Passeriformes; Maluridae. Gene Ontology annotation, molecular function: primary methylamine oxidase activity; quinone binding; copper ion binding. Gene Ontology annotation, cellular component: plasma membrane.
UUCCCUUGCUGAGGAAACAGGGGAAAAAAAUAAACCCCAAGCAAACCCAGCCCCUUGUCCUAGCGAGCUACUGGGAGGAUUCUGCAGCUGGGAACGUGUCCUGCCAGAGUGCGGGAGCGCUCGGUGCCGCAGCAGCAUGAACAUGAAAACGGUGCUCAUCCUCCUCGGUCUGGCCUUGGCCACAAUCUUCGCCCUGCUCUGCGUGUUGCUGACCAGAGGAAAGACCCCCAGCCCGUGCCAGCAGCUGCCCCCAGAGCAGGAGGACACAGAGGAUGGCCAGAGCCUGGUGUUUGCUGACCUGAGCCCCGAGGAAAUGUCCCAGGUGGUUCGGUACCUGCAGGGCAGCCUCGGGGUGCCGCUGGUGGACGCCUCUCGCGCCAAACCCUCGGACAACUGCAUCGCCUCGCUGGAUCUGCAGGUGCCCGCCAAGGCGGAGGCGCUGCGGUUCCUGGACGGUGGAGGGGCUCGUCCCCCCCGAGAGGCCCUGGCCGUGCUGUACUUUGGGAAGCAGCCCGAGCCCAACAUCACCGAGUACGUGGUGGGGCCGCUGCCGGUGCCGGCGUACCACCGGGACGUGACGGUGCACAAGUACGGCGGGAAGGUGCCCUACCACCGCAGACCCGUCACCGGCAAGGAGUACGCCGACAUCAACGCCCUCAUCCASAGGGAGCUGAAAAAGGCUCCGCGCUUCCUCUCUGCCUGCUGCGAGUCCGACGGCACCGACCUGGUCACCCUCACCACGGCCCCGCGGGGCUUCAAGUCCGGUGACCGUGUGACCUGGUUUGUCCUUUUCCACAACGUGGCUGGCACUGGUUAUUACCUGUCACCGGUGGGSCUGGAGGUGCUGGUGGACCAUGGGGAUCUCCACGUCCCGCACUGGCAGCUGCGCCAAGUCUUCUACAACGGUCGCUAUUUUGCCAGCACGGGGGAUCUGGAGCGGGAGUUUGUGGCCGGAGCGCUGGACSUUGUGAGACUCAAGCAGCCCCGGGAUGAUGAGGUGCUGGGCUCAUUGAAACCCCGGAGCCCCCCUGGAUCCCCGGCUCCCCUGCAGUUUGAGCCRCAGGGUCCCCGCUACAGCGUCAGGGGCAAUCUCAUCACSUUCCAGGGCUGGAGCAUGGCCUUUGGCAUCAACCCCAACUCCGGCCCGCGAUUCUUUGACAUCAGGUACCGCGGGGAGAGGAUUAUCUACGAGCUGAGUCUGCAGGAGGCCAUAGCCCUGUACGGCUCCAACUGCCCCGGGGGCAUGUCCACCCGCUACCUGGAYGGCAGCUUCGGCAUGGGCAGGUUUGCCUACGAGCUGGUGCGGGGCCUCGACUGCCCCUACACAGCCACCUAYGUGGACAGGCACUACCUGGCGGAGGCAGAUACGCCCAAAACCAACCAAAACUCGCUCUGCAUCUUCGAGCACGACUCCGCCCUCCCCCUGCGGCGCCACUUCUCCGACUCGCAGUCCUUCUACUACGGCGGGCUGCGCAGGAACACGCUGGUCAUCCGCAGCAUCUCCACGCUCAUCAACUAYGACUACAUCUGGGACUUUGUGUUCCACGGCAAUGGUGCUGUGGAGGUCAGAGUGCACGCCACUGGCUACAUCAGCUCCUCCUUCCUCCAUGGCCAAGGCACCGACUAUGGCAACAGGGUGGGGCCCCACACGCUGGGCACCAUGCACGUCCACCACAUGCACUACAAGGUGGACCUGGAUGUCGAUGGGCAGCUGAAUUCCCUGGAGAGCCAGGACAUGGAGUAUGAGUUUGUCAAGGAUCCCUGGAGCGCGCAGAACACCAUCGAGCGGCCGCGCCUCCGCAGGAAAAGGCUGCAGAAGGAGGAUGAGGCGACGUUCCCACUCAACGCCCCCAUGCCCCGCUACCUGUCCUUCACCAGCCCCAACCCCAACAAGUGGGGCCACCCCCGCAGCUACCGGAUCCAGAUCAUCAGCUUUGCUGGGAAGCACCUGCCCACCAACAGCUCCAUGGAACGCUCUGUCAGCUGGGGCAGGUACCAGCUGGCYGUCACSARGAGGAAGGAGGAGGAGCCCACCAGCAGCAGUGUCUACAACCAGAACGACCCCUGGACUCCCACUGUGGCCUUUGCUGACUUCAUCAACAAUGAGACCAUCACCAACGAGGACUUGGUUGCCUGGAUCACUGUGGGGUUCCUGCACAUCCCCCAUGCCGAAGAUGUCCCCAACACGGUGACCGUGGGGAACAGUGUUGGCUUUUUCCUGAGACCCUACAAUUACUUUGACGAGGACGCCUCGGUGGAGUCACCUGACAGCGUCUACUUCAGCAGUGAGCAGGAUGUCGGGGCKUGUGGGGACAAUCCCCUGGCCUGCCUGUCCCCUGCCACUGCCUGUGCCCCCCAUCUGCCCCCCUUCCACUUUGGGGGCUUCCUSAACCUCAGCCUGGCACCGCCGGGUGGGCUCUGACGGAUCAGGGGCUGCUCAGGGGGGCUCUGUGCCAUGCCAGGACCUGCCCUCCCCUGCCCAGGGUGUCCUGUGCUCCGGGCAGGCUUCUGGAGAAGCACAGCUCUCCUUGCAGCACUGCCAAAGGGGGACCCAAACCCUCUGAAAAACAACUCCUAGGAGUGAUUUUUUAAAGUUUCAUCCAGGAUGUCACCCUCUGUACCAUGGGAUGCCCACAGCCGCUCCCCUCCUCUGGCGUGGGGCUCCUGCUGCCUUCCAGUUGGUUCACACAGGGUGACAGUGACAGUGACAGCUGGGCUUGCUGCAGCUGCCCUUGGAGCUGUGAUCCACUGAGGUUUUGCUCACAGUGGCAGGAGCCACAGGACACCCAAAACAUCCUCCCCAGCCCUGCAGCCAUUGUGGACACUGGCUGAGCUCUGACCACUGCUGCAGUUCCCACUCUGCUGAUGGGGACAGAGCUCUGGGCUCGCUGGGAGGCUGCUGGAGGAGCCCACGGGUGGGCACUGCCCGGGCUGGACCAUCCCGUGUCCAUCCUUCCCAAUAAACAGGCACUGAGUGCUUCUCCUGAACAAACCGGUGUAGCUCAGGCUCCUGAGGCUGCCCCUGGCACAGCUGAUGAUGCCCUGAAGGGAYGGACAGCCCUGGCUCGGCUCUGCAGGGUCCAAGGGCCGUGGUGCCCGGCCUGGCUGUGUCCUGGCCGUGCUCCUGGACCCUGGGUGCUGGCAGCAGGGGUGAGGGGCAAACAGGGGAGUUAAUGUUUAACACUUGUUCCGAGCUGCGUUAAUCAGUUCUGGGCUUGGCUGCUGCCCAGCCUGCUCAGCCCCCAUGCAGGGACCCGUUCCUCUACACCCCCAGCUCUGGGCUGCAGCAUCCCACAGCCCCCAGAGCCCAGCCCCAGUCUGGGGUGGGGACACCAAGAUGUUUAGUGACACCAGUGCCAGCCCUGGCAUGAGGCUGCAGAUGUUGAGCACUCACCAAGGUGUCCCUGGGGACAGGGUGGGUGUCCAUCUCCUCUGACCCCUUGCUGUGGUGGGUGGGUCUGUUCAGAACUGCGCUGUGAGGGGUUUGAGCAGCCCUAAUGUCCCCCUGGGAGCCAGCUCAGCUCACUGCAGCACAGGGCAGAGGUGCUGGCAGGAGUGGGCAGCUCCGGCCAUGGCUCAGUGCGAGGCUGCAGCAGUCCCUGGGUGCCCUGGGGUGACAGUGGGGACAGUGUCCAGGGCUCCUCCCRGGCCUUGUGCCCAAGGGAGGUCGUGGCUGGCUGGCUCCCGUGCCCACAUGUGCCCAGUGCCACUCGUGCACUGACCAUCACCCUGCACAGCCCAGCCCAGGCCUUGAGCCACCUGGGAACGUUCUGGACCAACCACUGGCACUGCAGGUGGCACCCACUGGUUCUGGACCUGUCAUUGCUGCAUCCAGAACCUUGGGAGUCACAGGGACAGCGUGUCCCAGAGUCACUGCUGUGGUCACUCAGCUCCUGGGCUGCCAGCUGAUCCUGUGCACAGCCCCAGGGCAGCAAUGGGGCUCCCCCAGGCUGGUCCCGCUCCUUCCCUGGCAAAGCCAGGGUUACAGUGCAUGUCCCCAGCUGGCGAGGCUGUGCAGGGCAGGGGACGAGCUGGACCCUGAACCAUGAUCAGACUGGCCAGGAUCAGAAUCCUGCAGUGCCCAGGCAGCUCCUGCUGCCCUGACCUGCCCCAGGCCCAUACAGGGACUUUGGGGCCAGGGAUUUAUCCACAGGGCAGGGCAUGUCUGGGACCAUGUGGUGCAGUCCUGACCAUGGCAUGUGCACCUGGCUGAGCCACUCUGUCCUCUGUGCCGGGAGGGAGGAGGUGACUCGAGGGAAGAGGUGUCUCCUUCCAUCCUGCUUCCUUUCCUCUCCUCACUGUGGCCCCAGUUUUCCUGCAGUGACUCUUUCCAAGGGGACUGCAGUCCYAGUCCCCAUCCCCCAACACCUUUUGCCCCGUUUUCCGCUGUGAAAUCUCCCGUGAAGGAUUUAUUGCUGAUGGUUUCAAAACAUUUUUGACGCGGAAGCCAAAUCUGUUGCAUUCCUUCACGCUGGCCAAAGCCACUCUCAGUGGAGGACCCUGGAAUGAGCUGCUGGGGAAUUUGUUUUGUGAGAGUAAUUGAAUUUCUGUGCAAACAGCUGUUUUGUUGGGAUGUUUGGUAGGUCAGGAGCUCAGUCCAGGAUCUGGGACCACCUUCUUCCAGGCUGGGAAGGGGGUGCCUUCAGCAGGGCUGAUGCUGUGGCCUUUGCACUGCUCCUUUCACAAGUCAUCCAUGCCCAUAUCCCAAAAUUUGCUGGUUUUUUCCCUGUCAGACCCCAGGCUCUGCAUGGGCAGAGGGGCAGGAUGGGGCCUGCAGCUGCUGCUGUUUGUGAGCAGGACUCAGUGCUGGACGCAGCCAUGGCACAGGCAAACAGCACGGGGCAGCGGUUCAAGGAUCCUGACUCCAAUUUUCUCAGGAGGGAGAUAAGUGAUGCGUUUCACUGGCUGUUGAUCAUUAACACCUUGCUGCCYGGUCAGCUGGGCACCCUGUGCUGCUGYCCCAGAGGGUGACAAAGCCAGGGACAGCAGAGUGUGGCUGGGGUUGAGGGGAUGRCCAUGGAAUGUUGUGUCCCCAUGGUGUGUUUGGCUCUGUCCCUGCAGCUGGGAUGUGAUGGGGCAGGAGGGAUCAACCCAGUGGGGCAGUGCUGGGAGGAGAAAUGCUGUCCCUGUUGGCAAAGGUCUUUUAGCCCCAUGCUGGAGAGCAGAAGAACAGCUGGCAGCCAGGAGCAUCCCAGGCCUGGCUGUCUGGGGCUGWGGGGAGCUCCAGGAAUGGCUCUGAAAGUUUCUCAUCAUCAGAAGUCCUGAUUAAAUUACUCUGGCAAAUAAGGGCAGAAUGUCCCUUGCUCCCUGCACCCAACUCCAUGCUCCUGGGCAUCCUCCCCAUGCUCUGGGGGUGGUUCCUGGGGUGAUGGCAGAGAGAUGAGAGCAGUGCCAGCCCUGGGCAUGGCAGCUCUGCAGGACUGUCACACAGAGUGUGGGAYAAUGGAGCAAAGGCUGAGA